Messenger RNA from Leptopilina heterotoma, 1006 nucleotides. Its product is annotated as UPF0047 protein YjbQ. The transcript has 3 exons. The record is from RefSeq and is a predicted model, not a curated record. Lineage: Eukaryota; Metazoa; Arthropoda; Insecta; Hymenoptera; Figitidae. The coding region runs from base 136 to 648 and encodes 170 amino acids.
GAAGAAGACGACGAAAAAGGAAGAAAUAAAAAAAAAGAAGAGCAAUUUCUUUUCUUUUUUGGUGCAAGUUAUAAUUUUUUUUUUGUGAUUUUGGUUAUUUUUUUUUUAUUUUGGAUUUUUGUCGUUUUAACGGAAAUGGCCUCCUCCACGAGAGGAAUUCAAAUUGGCUCCGCCUGGUUUCAGAAGAGAAUCAGUUUAAGACCACAACAUCGAGGUAUUCACCUUGUUACUGAGGAAAUACUCAAGGAAAUACCGGAAAUUUGUCAAUUUUCUGUUGGUCUUUGUCAUAUACAGAUUCUUCACACAUCGGCGAGUUUAGCACUAAAUGAAAGUUGGGAUCCGGAUGUAAGGGACGAUAUGGAAAUGAUGCUUAAUAAAAUAGUACCCGAGGGUUUAGACUACAGACACAGCUGUGAAGGUCCCGACGAUAUGCCGGCGCACGUGAAGGCGUGCUUCCUUGGAUCGUCGUUGAGCAUUCCAAUCACAGGUGGAAAAUUGGCACUUGGCACAUGGCAGGGUGUUUGGCUGUGCGAGCAUCGCGAUCAAGCGGGCAGUCGUAAAUUAUUAUUGACAUUGACAGGCUGCUUGAGGGAUUCGGCACGCAGUCCCUUAAGUCCCGUGAGUCCGAUUGCAUCGACAAGCAGCUAGGACCAAUCUCAUCCCAAAAGGCGUGGCCGUCGUCAGCUACGCAUAUCCACUUCUAGCGAAUUGAGCUAGCAGCUGCCUACUUUAGCCAAAAUACUAAGACAAAAACAUUAAUAAAAAAAAGAAAAAAUCACUUUUUGAAAAAAAAGAAAAAAGAAAUGAAAAACCGAAAGAGCGAAAGAGCGAAACGAAACAAGGAAUUUUAGUCGAGAGAAUAUUAUCAGAAGCAGAAAGAAAUGAAAAACUAAAGGCAGAAUGAAAGUGAAUAGUGAAGACAAGAAUGAAAGAGAGGAAACUAAAGACAGAAUGCAAAAAAAAGAAGAGGAAAAAUAAUAAUGAAAGGAAAAAAUAAAUUCAAAAU